AUGGAUUGCAUUCACCUUCAAAUCUCCCAAAUUUCUAAUCUGAAAAUAAACCAAGCAAUAGCAUUAAGCACUGUAAGAUCAGAAAGCAUUACUCACUUGCCUCUCAGAAAAGACCAACAGUUGCAUAUUUUAGAUAGAAGGGAGUUAUGGUCCUGAGCAAUGGACUCGUCUGGAAACAAAGGCUGGGUUCCUAAUACAUUUCUAAAGUUCACUGAGACCAGCGUUACGAAAAACAAUAAUCUUAGCCCAGAGUUCAUUGUCGACUGUAGCCUUUCACAUGAUUUUCAAUCAAUUGUAUUUCAAUCUUCUGAAGACCAAAGUGGCAAAUUAUUUAGCUCUUCAAGUAUUAUUACAUUUGAAAACUUUAGCUGAGACGAUAAUCUUUUGCUCACACUUAAAAGUCAAAAUGCUGUUAUUGGGCAGUCCUUGCAUAAAUUGUCUGAUAUUCAAAGCCAAACAGCAGAAAGCGAUGAUUUUUCUACCAUUGUAAAAUUCAGCUUACAAAAAUAUGCAAUUGCUUCAUGUGAAAUGCACAUCAGGCUUUCAAUAAAUAAGCCAUUGUCUAAAUCAGAGAGUAUAGAAACAAGCCUAUCUCCAAAGCAAGUGCAAUUGCCUGCUCCUGAUUUAUUUGCUGGAGAAUUAAUCUUAGAUUCAUACCCUGGUGUGGCAAGUUGCCGAUGCUUGAAACUGGAAGGUAUGUUUUAUCUAACUAAUUAUAGGAUUUUAUUUAUGGCUCCAUCAGAAUAUAUUCAUUUCUUUGAAGUCCAUAUCUACUGCAUAGAUUCCUUUGAAUCCUUAGGUAACGUUAUAAAAGUAAUCGCUAUAUAGAUUUACGCGAAAGAUUCAAGAGUGAUUGACUAUAUUUUUGAAUCUCCUUCUGCAGUUGAAUCAUUUAAUGAACGUUACACACCUGACUAUGGCAGCUCUUUUUGUUUUCGCUAUUAUCAAGCUUUAGAACAGCCUCGUGAUUUUGGUUGGGAUGUAUAUGACCCAAUACGCGUAAAUUUUAUGAUAGGAGUUUACUCGCCUAGGAGCUUUUGAAGGAGGACAGUUAAAAGUGACACAUAUUAAUAGUGACUAUUUAAUGUGCGACUCUUAUCCCACAGUCUUGAUUGAGCCUUCUUAUAUAUCUACCGAGGAACUAAUCAGUAUUAGUAAAUUCAGAAGCAGAAGCAGGAUCCCAACAGUUUGUUGAUAUAGACGUGGGGUGACUUUAUACAGAAGCAGCCAACCUCUAGUCGGUGUUUUAUCUUAUCGAUGCAAAGAAGAUGAAGAUUUGAUAACAAAGUGUAAUAUCACAUAUAUUUUUGAUGCCCGGCCUAAAAUGAAUGCAAAAGCUAACAAAGCUGCAGGAAAGGGAUACGAGCUUACAGCUUACUAUCCAAGCUCUACAAUUUUAUUUUUAAAAAUCCACAAUAUCCAUAAAGUCCAGCAAAGUUUUCAUGCCCUUAAUCAGCUUUAUGAAAAAGAAGACGGGUUUUUUGAAGCUCUUCACAACUCCAGAUGACUUCAUCAUCUAAAAACUCUUCUUGUCGCAGGAAAAGCUGCCGCGGAUUAUAUGGUAUAUGAACACGCCAACAUUUUAGUACAUUGCAGUGAUGGCUGGGAUCGGACAUCUCAGAUUACCUCAAUUGCCCAACUUUUACUCGACCCUUUUUAUAGGACUUUUCACGGUUUCCAAGUCUUGAUCUCAAAAGAAUGACUUUCUUUUGGGCACAGGUUUAGAGACAGGUCACAAAAGGGUGGCUCUCCUAUUUUUGUCCAAUUUUUAGACGCAGUUCAUCAGAUUCUUAGACAGUGGCCGCGAGAGUUCCAGUUCACGAAUAAAUAUUUGCUGUUUCUAGCAGAUUCACUUUAUUCUGGACUUUUUGGAACUUUUAUGUCGAAUUGUGAAAAAGGAUCAGAAGAAUUUAGGCACCAUACGCUAUCGGUGUGGUCUAUGGAAAGAGAUGAAUUCAUAUCAAAAGAUUAUAAACAGACCCAUUAUGAAAUUUUGCCGAUUCUUACGCAAGUGCCUGAUUUGGAGAUUUGGGAUUAUUUUACAAGAUGGCAAUUGUAUUAG
Messenger RNA from Blepharisma stoltei, 2062 nucleotides. Lineage: Eukaryota; Ciliophora; Heterotrichea; Heterotrichida; Blepharismidae. The record is from the annotation of a GenBank genome assembly.